Messenger RNA from Peniophora sp. CBMAI 1063, 393 nucleotides. The record is from the annotation of a GenBank genome assembly. Lineage: Eukaryota; Fungi; Basidiomycota; Agaricomycetes; Russulales; Peniophoraceae.
AUGACUCGCGGCCGCAAGAAAGACCAUACGCUACCAGAGAGCCGUACUUUGGCCGCGCAGCGUAACUACAGAGACCGCAAAGCCAAAUAUGUCGCGGAUCUUGAGCGACGAUGCGCGGUGGCAGAGGCGGAAAUAGUCCGCCUACGAGAGGAGCUCGCGGAAGCACGAGGCAUUCAAGAUGACACUUCAAUUCUGGCCACUCAGGAGGCCCAUCAACUGUUGCGAGGCUGCUCAGAGAUGAUAGGGCAUCUCUCUUCAACACAGCAAGCGUUAGUCCGCUUUCAAGAGCGCUUUAUACGCACUGGGCGCACCAACCAAUCCCAUAGUCUGUCCUCGCCGAUCACGCAACCUUCCAAUCUCGAUCUCCUUAUGACUGCUUACGACCGUAUCUGA